AUGACCGGAACGGGCGCUCCUGGUGGAGGAUCCAGUGCAGGCUUCAGCGGUCAGGCACCACAUCGGUCGUACGAAGAACGGGCCGCGGCGCGCGAACAGAUGAUGAACAACAUUCGCGAGACUUCGCAGCAGGACCGCCGCGUCUAUGUCGGCAACCUAUCCUACGAUGUCAAGUGGCAUCAUCUCAAGGAUUUCAUGAGGCAGGCUGGAGAGGUGCUCUUUGCGGACGUGCUGCUGCUUCCAAACGGAAUGUCCAAGGGCUGCGGAAUUGUCGAAUAUGCCACUCGAGAGCAGGCUCAGCAAGCAGUCGCUCAACUCAGCAACCAAAACCUGAUGGGCCGGCUUGUUUACGUGCGAGAAGAUCGCGAAGCUGAGCCUCGAUUCAUCGGCGCGACCGGUGGAAACCGUGGCGGAUUUGGAGGGGGCAUGUCGGGUGGUUUCAACGCCGGCUACGGCGGAGGCGGCGCUCCUGGAGGCGGCGGUCGCCAGCUGUACGUGGCCAAUCUUCCCUUCAAUGUGGGUUGGCAAGACUUGAAGGACCUCUUUCGACAAGCCGCUCGGAUCGGUGGUGUGAUUCGUGCCGAUGUCCACGUCGGUCCAGAUGGCCGGCCUAAGGGUUCGGGCAUUGUUGUCUUUGAGAGCCCUGACGACGCUAGGAACGCGAUCCAGCAGUUCAAUGGCUACGACUGGCAAGGUCGUAUGCUCGAGGUCCGGGAGGAUCGUUUCGCUGCGGCAGGCGGAAUGGGCUUCCCUGGACGCGGUGGCUACGGUGGCGGCAUGCGUGGAGGCUUUGGCGGCGGCGGCUUUGGCCGCGGUGGCUUUGGAGGUGGCCGUGGAGGAUUCGGAUUCGGCGGCCGAGGCGGUUUCGCAGGCGGCGGCGGCGGCGGCGGCGGCGGCGGCUUCGAUGCCCCAGCCGCUGCCUCGGUUCCCCCGAACCCGUUCACCGACCACGCCACCGCUGGCACUGAGAGGAGCGAGACGAUUUACGUUCGGAACCUUCCUUGGUCUACCAGCAACGACGAUCUGGUCGAGCUCUUCACAACCAUUGGCAAGGUGGAACAAGCCGAGAUUCAGUACGAGCCCAGCGGCCGGUCUCGCGGCAGCGGUGUUGUCCGUUUCGACACCCCUGAUACCGCCGAUACCGCCAUCGCCAAGUUCCAGGGCUACCAGUAUGGUGGCCGUCCUCUGAACUUGAGCUUCGUCAAGUAUCUGAAUCAGGGCGCGAGCGACAGCAUGGACACGGAUGCCCAUGCGGGCCUCACCCAAGACCAGAUUAUGUGA
This is a messenger RNA of Purpureocillium lilacinum, 1281 nucleotides long. RefSeq lists its product as uncharacterized. Gene Ontology annotation, molecular function: mRNA binding. The record is from RefSeq and is a predicted model, not a curated record. Gene Ontology annotation, cellular component: cytoplasm; ribonucleoprotein complex; nucleus. NCBI's taxonomy places the organism in Eukaryota, Fungi, Ascomycota, Sordariomycetes, Hypocreales, Ophiocordycipitaceae.